GUAUUGGAACUGCUCAUCAGGAAUCGGCAAUGUAUUUUUUAUUCACUAACUUGGAAGUGAUUGUGAUCCUAUCCAGAGAAAGGUGCGGUCUCACCAGAUGCAUCACUUACUACCUCGUAUUCAUGGCAGUGACAGACCUACUGGUCAUUAUUACAGCUGUAAUAUUGAACCGCAUUGUUGGAAUUUAUUUCCCAUUCAGCGUCCUGUAUGUCACCCCAGUCUGCAGUGUCAAUUUUGCCCUCAUGGCUGGAAGCAGUGAUUGUUCUGUUUGGGCAACUGUAGUAUUCACUAUUGAUCGGUUUGUAGCCAUUUCUUGCCCAAAAUUGAAGACACGAUAUUGCACAGAAAAAGUAGCAGCUGUGGUUAUAGGGGCAGUUUGUGGCAUCAGCUGUAUCAAAAAUACAUUCUGGUAUUUCAUAUAUGAACCAUUAUAUACAAUUGGCAAUGCACCAUGGUUUUGCAAAAUUAAGUCUAUAUUUUAUACCUCACCUGCAUGGGCUGCAUUUGAUUGGAUUGAUCGCAUUUCAACCCCUUGCCUCCCAUUCGUUUUGAUCUUACUGCUCAAUGCUGUGACUGUCAGACAAAUUCUAAAGGCCGUUCGAAUUCGCAAAAGACUCCAUGUUGGUAAACAGGGGGAAAAUCAGAAUGACACAGAGGUGAGGAACCGGAGAAAGUCCAUCAUCCUGCUCUUCUGUAUCUCAGGCAAUUUCCUCCUGUUAUGGCUGCUGUAUUUUUUAACAUUUCUCUACGUUCGAAUUGCUAACGUAAGUUAUUUCUCAGGUUCCAAUUACAAAGAGUCCAAUUUCAACCUGGAAGAAAGCGGGUAUAUGCUUCAGAUCUUAAGUUCCUGUAUAAACCCAUUUAUUUAUGCAGCGACCCAGAGUAAGUUCAGAAAUGAGUUAUGGAGUGGCAUUAAAGUUUCCAUCAAUUUUGUUGUGAAGAUUUUAAAAUUUUGACAAAAAAUGAACAAUUCAUGGACUAAGACUUAUUUGUAUAAU
Molecule: messenger RNA, 998 nt
Organism: Chiloscyllium plagiosum (whitespotted bambooshark)
Lineage: Eukaryota; Metazoa; Chordata; Chondrichthyes; Orectolobiformes; Hemiscylliidae
Source: RefSeq, a predicted model, not a curated record